AUGUCCUCCACCACCACAACAGUGCUCACGCUCGACAACAUCAACCCCCACGUCCGCUCCGCGCAGUAUGCCGUCCGAGGCGAGCUCGCCGUCAAGUCGGAGCAGUACCGCGCCCAGCUGGCCAAGGGCAACGGCGCCGACCUGCCCUUCGACACCGUCAUCGCCGCCAACAUCGGCAACCCGCAGCAGCUCGACCAGAAGCCCAUCACCUUCUUCCGCCAGGUCGCGUCGCUGCUCGAGAACCCGCUACUCCUCGAGCAUGAGGACGUCCUCACCUCCACCCUCGGCUACAAGCCCGACGCCGUCGCCCGCGCCCGCCGCCUGCUGAAGGAGGUCAACAGCGUCGGCGCCUACUCGCAGUCGCAGGGCGCCCCCGGCAUCCGCGAGUCCGUCGCCCGCUACAUCGAGCGCCGCGACGGCCACCCCUCGUCCGUCGACAACAUCUACCUCAGCAACGGCGCCUCGUCCGGCGUCAACACCUUGCUGCACGUCAUCUGCGCCUCGCCCGAGACCGGCAUCAUGGUGCCCAUCCCCCAGUACCCGCUGUACACCGCCACCCUGUCCGUGCUCGACGCCCGCUGCGUCCCUUACUACCUCGACGAGGCCGCCAACUGGGGCACCAGCCUGGCCGCCAUCCAGGACAGCUACGACAAGGCCGUCGCCGAGGGCACCGACGUCAAGGCCAUCUGCAUCAUCAACCCGGGCAACCCGACCGGCGCCUCGCUGCCCGCCGAGGACAUCCAGAGCGUGCUCAAGUUCGCCGCCAAGAAUAAAUUGGUGGUCAUCGCAGACGAAGUCUACCAGACCAACGUCUUCGUCGGCGAGUUCAUCUCCUUCAAGAAAGCCCUGCGCGACCUGCAAGCCGCCUCCCCGGGGCCCUACGAUCACAUCGAGCUCGCCUCGCUGCACUCCAUCUCCAAGGGCAUGGUCGGCGAGUGCGGGCACCGCGGCGGGUACUUCGAACUCGUCGGCUUCGCGCCCGAGGUCGCGGCCGAGAUCUACAAGUUCAUUUCCAUCCAGCUGUGUCCGCCCGUGAUAGGGCAGUGCGUGGUGGAGAUGAUGGUGAACCCGCCGCGCGAGGGCGAGCCGAGUUACGAGCUGUACAAGCAGGAGUACGACGCCAUCUUCAAGGGCCUGCGGGAGCGCGCGUACGCGCUGUACGAGGCGUUCAAGAAGAUGGAGGGCGUUGUGUGCGGCGAGCCGCAGGGCUCCAUGUACCUCUUCCCCACCAUCACGCUCCCCCCAAAAGCCCUCGAACAAGCGAAAAAGGAAAACCGCAAGCCCGACGAAUUCUACUGCUUCCGCAUGCUCGACGCCACCGGCGUGUGCACCGUUGCCGGGUCUGGGUUCGGCCAGAAGGAGGGCACGUACCAUUUCCGCACGACGUUUUUGGCGCCGGGGACGGAUUGGACGGAGAGGUUGGUUAGGUUUCAUGAGGGGUUUAUGAGGGAGUUUAGCUAG
Molecule: messenger RNA, 1461 nt
Organism: Boeremia exigua
Lineage: Eukaryota; Fungi; Ascomycota; Dothideomycetes; Pleosporales; Didymellaceae
Product: alanine aminotransferase-like protein
Exons: 2
Coding region: 1-1461 (486 amino acids)
Biological process (GO): biosynthetic process
Molecular function (GO): pyridoxal phosphate binding; L-alanine:2-oxoglutarate transaminase activity
Source: RefSeq, a predicted model, not a curated record